Neltuma alba is the source of this 709-nucleotide messenger RNA. RefSeq names its product sm-like protein LSM2. NCBI's taxonomy places the organism in Eukaryota, Viridiplantae, Streptophyta, Magnoliopsida, Fabales, Fabaceae. The coding region runs from base 160 to 441 and encodes 93 amino acids. The record is from RefSeq and is a predicted model, not a curated record. The transcript has 3 exons. Gene Ontology annotation, cellular component: Lsm1-7-Pat1 complex; P-body; U4/U6 x U5 tri-snRNP complex. Gene Ontology annotation, biological process: mRNA splicing, via spliceosome. Gene Ontology annotation, molecular function: RNA binding.
GCUGUGGGGAGUAGGGACAAACAGGGAGUCAAGUAACGCCCGCUAGUCGCAACUCGCAAGCAGCGCCUUGCCCUCAAUCCAGGGAGAAACAACUCACGGUCUUGGCCUCUCCUCUCUUCUGCCUUCCUCUGGUCAACUUCGUUUUAUAGCUCUCGAAAAAUGUUGUUCUUCUCCUAUUUCAAGGACUUGGUGGGCAGAGAAGUAACUGUGGAGCUCAAGAACGAUUUGGCUAUUCGAGGAACACUGCACUCGGUGGAUCAAUACCUUAACAUCAAGCUCGAGAACACUCGUGUUGUCGAUCAAGACAAAUACCCUCACAUGCUUUCUGUAAGGAACUGCUUCAUCAGGGGGUCGGUGGUAAGAUAUGUGCAGUUGCCUCCAGAAGGAGUGGACGUUGAACUUUUGCAUGAUGCCACAAGGAGAGAAGCUCGUGGCGGCUAAUUUAUCUAGUUAAGGUCUUCUAAUGAAUAUUGCAUGACUAUUUGAUUCGGAUGUGAUCCACAAUAGUGAGGGAAACUUUUGGCUGAGGAAGAGACAUUCAUACGACUCUUUAGCUCGGUUCAUUUUUACUGUAACAGAAUUCUUAACAUUUAGCGUUUACCUACUGUUGGGGCUUAUCAAGCUCUAUGUUGUUUAAGGCAGUUCAAUUCGUGGUAUUAUCCUGCAGGUGCGGGCAAUCCAAUUCCCAGUACCGAAGGGCGUUGCCUGA